CCGACAGUUGUGGCUGUGAUGGCUCGAUGAAAGUGGAAGCGCCGCGGAGGGGAAUUCUUUUUGUAAGGAGAACUGCUUUGCGUCAGUGGCUGUCACGGAGCAGGCGGACGGGGUCCGAGUGAAAUGCCGGUUUAUCAACACUGAUAGCCUGCUGUGAAAAUAUCGUCCAAAGGCUUUUCUUAGGACAAACUUCGAUCAGCUUGGGUGAAUGGCCAAACCACAAGUAUGAAUACCUCUCAACUUGUUGAGCUAUCUACCUAGUUUUACCAGUGUGAAUUGCCAUGACGACGGCCUCAGGGUCAGACUCCGGGCCUCCAAAGGAGCGUCAGGAGGAACCAAAGGAGGAGAAGAAGAAAGAGAAGAGGAGAGGAAAGAGAAGGGGUGGAGGAGAGCAGAGGAAAGAGCGGAAGAAAGAGGAGCAGACUGCUGCACAGACGACAGUGGCAGCCAACACAGCUCCGUCUCGCUCCCAAACGCCUUUGACAUCACACAGGCCUCCCAGAGAGAGCUUCCCAGCAGAGGUUGUCGAGGACACCCCUUCCUCAUCAGCAAGCAGUAGGUUGGACACCCGUGGUUCCUCUGAGGAUCAGCGCUCCCACAGAUCAUCCAGAAGCUUCCGUCUGUCCAGACCUCCCCACGGCAACCCCAACCAGCUCAGGAAGAUGCAGUGCCGAAUCACACUACUGGACGGGUCUGACUACACCUGCACGGUGGAGAAGCGAGCCAAGGGCCAGGUGUUGUUUGACAAAGUGUGUGAGCACCUGAACCUGCUGGAGAAGGACUACUUCAGCCUCUCCUACCGGGAUGUGGAGAACCAGAAGAACUGGCUGGAUCCUGCCAAAGAAAUGAAGAAGCAGCUUAGCAAUGGGCAGUGGAACUUUGCCUUCAGUGUGAAGUUCUAUCCCCCGGAUCCUGCUCAGCUGCAGGAAGACCUAACCAGGUACUAUCUGUGUCUGCAGCUGCGUGAUGACAUCGUGUCCGGCCGUCUGCCGUGCUCCUUUGCCACACAUGCCGUGCUGGGCGCUUUCACAGCGCAGGCAGAACUCGGUGACUACGACCCAGACGAGCUGGGCAAGGACUACCUGAGUGAUCUGAGCAUUGCCCCCAGCCAGACCCGCGAGCUACAGGACAAGGUCAUGGACCUGCACUGCAACCACAAGGGAAUGAGUCCUGCUGACGCAGAGAUGCUCUUCCUGGAGAAUGCCAAGAAGCUGUCCAUGUAUGGAGUAGAUCUGCAUCAUGCUAAGCUGGUAGGAAAACUCUUUGAGUGCCUGGCCCCAGCUAAGGAUGAGGACUCUGAGGGUGUGGAGAUCAUGUUGGGGGUGUGUGGCAGUGGGCUGCUCAUCUACAGAGAUCGCCUGCGCAUCAACCGCUUCGCCUGGCCCAAGAUCCUCAAGAUCUCCUACAAGAGGAACAACUUCUACAUCAAAAUCCGCCCAGGGGAGUUAGAGCAGUUUGAAAGCACCAUUGGCUUCAAGCUGCACAACCACCGCGCCGCUAAAAGGGUAUGGAAGACCUGCGUGGAGCACCACACCUUCUUCAGGCUGGUGUCUCCAGAGGCUCCGCCCAAGCGCUUUCUGUCUCUGGGUUCUAAGUUCCGCUACAGCGGGCGCACGCAGGCCGAGACCCGGAAAGCCAGCUCUCAGAUACAGAGGCCCGCACCCAUGAUCCAGCGCUCCGCCAGCAAGAGAUACACCAUGUCCCGUAGCCUGGACGGGGCUCCAGUGACAUCCAACCACGACGGCUUGAUGAAAGAGCCCAAGGCUGCCUCAGACAAAAAUGCUAAACCUGCCACGAGCAACCUUAUCACCCUGGAGACCCCAGAGAAAGUGGUAGAGGAGGAGACCAGUGCCACUGAGGCAUCUGACCCUGCCCAACCUGCUCCUGUUGCCAAGAACAGCCUCAUCAGGCGAAUCAACAGGGAGAACGUCUUUGUGAAGCACAGCAAUCUCAUGCUGCAGGAGACUGACACACCUGAGGAGGUGCUACGGCGGCAGACCAACCUGAGCGAGCUCAAGCGCUCGUUUCUGGAAGUUUCCACGCUCAGUCCCGGCCAGACGGAGUGGGACCGCCGCAUGUCCUCCUCGCCUGUCACCACCCAUCGAUAUAGCAACGCUGUGCCCACCAUCAAGCCCUGUCUGUCCCUACAGAAAACGGAAGAAGAUACCAAAGCCACACCUGACAACACACCUGAGGACCAGCAGCAAGAGACCCCAUCAGAGGACGCAUGUAAGCAGGAGUGGUCUCCAGCGCACCCUGUGGGUGAGGAGAAGAUGGGCAGGUGUGUGGAGCAGAGUGAGGUUGGAGGGGCACCUGACCACCGCUCUGACUGGGAGCGCGCUCUCAGAGAGGCCUACUCUGAGACACCACAGUUUGUCUGCACUCUCACCAGCUAUGAAGAUGAGGAAGAUGAAGAAGAUGAAGAGGGAUCUGUGAGAGCAGAGGGAUAUUCGUCGCUGUCACAGUGUCCCAGGGAGUCUUCGUAUGGAGCUGCCAUCAUGGGAGCAGGGGCAAUUCACGCCCAGUGGGAGACAUGGAAGAUCUAUACCCUGGCAGACGUCCCGGAGAUCCUUCCGCAAGACGCGAGCAGUGAUGAACGAACAAGCACUGAGGACGAGAGCGACAGAAGAGAAGAGGAGAGUGAGACUGAGAGAAAACAGAUGCCCUUAGAAAUAGAUGGUGCUAGAGAUGCCCUCAUAGCACUCGCCGAGAUGGAAUCCAUCUCCCGCAGACAUAUCCACACAGGACAAGAGGACCCAGAAGAGGCUGAUUACAGUGAGAGAGAGCAGACGGCUGAGACUUUAACUGUGCUGGGAGAGGGACGAGGAGAGUCACAGAGGAUCGUAUCAAGCUUUGAUGCUACCACACAGGAAGAGGUAGACAGUAGAACAACCACAGAGGAUGCUCCGUACGAGGAAGAGUUGAGCUUCAGAGGGGACUUCUGUUCCAGUCUCACGGACGAGUCUCUCACUGUACACUGUAGAACAGACACCGACUGCACUCUGUCCGAGGAAGACAUGAGCUUCAGGAGUAACUUUUGCUCCACCCUGACGGACGAGGCGUUCCAGAUAGCGCCUGGCUUUAGCUUGGAUCUGGCCCAAAUGUGGCAGCCUGGCAGAUACGCGCUCUGGUCAGAGACCCCUGCGGAAGAAGACACCGGCUACAGGUCCACAGAGACAUACACACCUCUCUCAGAAGAGGGUCAGCUCACACAACAGAUGUUCAGAGAGAAUAGUGACCAAGUAUCGUAUGCUGCUGAUACAGAGGAGGUGGAGGCCAGCUGUGUGAUGUCUGCCCAUGAUGCCUUUCUUCAGGUUGAAAACCAGGAAGGGAACACAGAGAAGGGACGUACAGUGUCUGCUUCUCCAUGGACCCCCUCUGAACUCUUUGUUGCCCAGGACCAGCGCUUCCAGAACCAGGAAGAGUCUGUUGAAGCAGGAACUGACUCAUGGGAUUUGUUUUGGUCAGCCCAAGAACAGGCUGAUGACGUCCGAGAGACUCGGUCCAAUUGGAGUGAGAUGUCAGCGGAGGUUUCUGAUCUGAUCUCCGAGGUUCCCCAGUGUCUCAAGAGGCUUGUGCAGGUCAGAGUGUUAGGAGCAGAUGAGGUGGUGGAACAGGAAGAGGAAGAUUUUCCAGAGAGGAGUCUUCACGACAGGUCAGAGGUCAACGAGAUGGAGCAUGCUCAGUUUGGCCUGCAGUCCAGUGUUGUCAACGCUCGCUACGUCACAAAAGCUUUGCCAGCGCUCCGUGUGGUGUCUAAAUUGUCCUACACAGGGAGCCCUGCCCAGUGUCCUUCCAUUCUGAUAUCUGAAGGGGGAUCAUGGGUUACCCCGCAGAAUACAGAGCUCACUGAGCAAGAGGUGGAAGAAGCAGGAAUGAUGAGCCCAAAAGACGAAGCCCCUCCCACAUCCUAUGAGUGCCUACAGGAGGAGCGAGGAGCCAUGGUGAAUGCUCACCCCGCAUUAGAGUGCCCUGUUGUGGCUACACAGGUGGAAGCCUCUCCCUUAGCCCUCAUCUCAACCACUGAAGAGGCCCAGGUUCAAACAGCAGAGGCGAAGGCACAAGAGGUAGUGCAGGUAGUUGAGGAGGAGCUUGUGUGGACAACACAGAGGACCCAUGAGCUUGUGGAGGAGGCAGAAGAGAGGGUUGGGGCGGUGGUCAAUAUUGAAAGUGAGAGCACAGACUCCCAGGUCCAACCAGAGGUGUGCAGUGCACCUGAGCCAGCAGUAGGGGGCACCACUGAAGAUCCCUGCAGAGAGGAAUCACCAUCAACUGUACAGGGGGAUUCAGAUGUAAUUGACCUAGUAGAGGCACAGCCAGAGAAACAGCACAAACACCCUCAACAUGCUGAAGAGCUGAGUGAACCACAUCUAGAGGCCUUGGGGACUGGUGACCAGAAGGAAACUGAACAAGACAACCAGCAGGAGAAUGACCCAGAGGUUCAGGAAGAGGUUCAGAUGGAAGAUCACCCAGAGGUUCAGGAAGAGGUUCAGAUGGAGGAUUCGGCCAGAGAUGAAGAGCAUGUCACAGAGGAGCAGAGUUCAGCUCCAGAGAUGAACGGCCAUCCAAACGGACAUCUAGAAAAUGCUGGACAAGAACCUGGUAUGGUAGAACCGGAGACUGAAACAGUUCAGUAUCCAGAAGAACAAGCUGAAGAAGGUACAGAGGUCUCCAAGGACGGUGAGGUUGGUGAAGUAUCUGCUGAGGGGGCAGAAGAUUGUACAGUGGAACGUUCAUAUGAAGAAGAAAAGCCUGCUGGUUCUCCAGCCCAGCAAGAAGUAAUGUCAUCUGUCAGCGUUAACAAUGAAGUCAAGUUAAUCCAGUGCUCCGACAGGGCAGGGGACGCACCUAUAGAGGAAGUGUCGGAAGCUGUUGUGGUAGUAUUGCAUGUGCAAACGAUCACUGAAGAUUCAUCGCAGGAUCUGUCCGCAGAUGCAGAAGAGACCCUAGAGGAAGCGCAGAGUACGGAGUCGGAGGAGAACAGUGCUGAAGAGGUGGCCGGCACCAUAGCCAUGGAGGACUUGGCUGUCCCAACCAUAGAAGAAAAGGAGCAAGCCAGAGAGGAACAUGAAGUGAUUCGAGAGGAGAUACAGGAAGUGAACGAGGACAAACAGGAAGUAGAGCCUCACAAUGAGAAUGCAGAGGAGGUGAAGGCAGUAGCAGAGAAAGAGGAGGAGGAGGAGAAGAAAAAUGAGGAGGAUCCAGCCACCACAGAGGUCCCAGUCGUCCACACAGAGACCAAGACCAUUACGUAUGAGUCGGCGGAGGGAGACACAGACACCGAUGCUGACCCCGGUGUGCUGAUGAGCGCACAGACGAUCACCUCGGAAACAACCAGCACUACGAUGACCACACACAUCACAAAGACAGUAAAGGGCGGCAUCUCCGAGACCAGGAUUGAGAAGCGUAUCGUCAUCAGCGGAGACACCGACAUCGAUCAUGACCAGGCUCUUGCUCAGGCCAUCAAAGAGGCGAAGGAGCAGCACCCGGACAUGGCAGUCACAAAGGUAGUGGUGCACAAGGAGACGGAGAUCUCCUCGUCCGAGGAGGUGGCCCACUGACCCCAGGAGGAUUAAGAUCUCAUCCCUCAGAUGGUGAUGUCCUUUUGCCCCCCUCCACCCCCCCAUGAACCAGCAGACAAACCCCAUACACAAACCUAUUCUUUGACCUCCAGUCCAGUGCCAUGGCAACGUAGCACUCCAAUGAACGUUGUGGAUAUGACAGCCAGCCAAUCAUCUAUCUGACCAGUGAGCCAAUCACCAUUUAUCUGACUGGCUUGUUAACCAGUCACAGCAGGUCCUUGGUUUUGUCCUUUCGCUGAAUGGCCAUGGCUGAAAUAGCCAAUUACUGUAUGUGUAAACUCAUGCAUGCCAACUAAGCGUUUAGGCAUCUUAAUACGCUGUCAAACAAAAACACUUAUCAACUGAAGCAGCUACAACAACCAUCCACAACCAAAGGGGGAAAGGCUGUUUGCUUAACUGCCUUAUCAGAUCUGUGAUAUUUUUUCUUUUUUCUUUUUUAAUUGGAAAAUGUAUAAUAACUGUUUUUGUCAUACAGUAUGCUCAGAUGAUUGAUGUAAGGUAGCCUAUUUAUAAAGGAGCACUUGACAGUAGAGAUGAGUGUUUGUGUUGCCGCGGACACAUAACAGUUCAUUGGCAUGCCAAUAGAACGGUAUUGCUGCUGGAAGUGUGCUCUAUGCACUUGAGGGUUCUGGAGAUCCAAGUGGAAUCAAAGAACCCUUCAGAAGAUGGAGAAGAAAUGGCAUGUUCAUAUACCUUUAUAAAUGCAGGCCUAUAUCACUAUCUUAAAAAAAAGAUGUUUCUACUACAAUCAUGUAUUAUUUUUUUUGUGAUUGACUUUUUUUUUCCUGCGUUUUAUGCCAUUUCAUCAGGUUCAUUUAUCAUGUAUGGGGCUAUGAAUUAAACAGACAACUAAUAUGCACAAGCAAAAUGCUUGAAAGGGCUGGCUUUCACAAAUAUAUAUAUAUAUAUAUAUAUAUUUGCAGGUUUCCUUCCCUCUUGAAUUGCAUCUGCUUAUGUUUAAUGAAUAACUAAGUCAUCCAAUCAAAGACAUUAACUGUCCAUAGUUUGCCAGCUUAAAGUUUUAAGUCCAUCAUUCAGGUAAUGGUGAACAGUGAGCCUGCAUUCCUCUUAUGUCAACUAUCAACUAUCGUUUGUUAUUGUAUGAACAGCUAUAGUUCGGACGCCACUGACCGUGAUUAGCUAGAUAACUGACUUCACAAGGUAUUUUAGCUUCUUGUUGGUCAGAUGAGCGGUUUGUUGUUCAGUGUUUAAUCUCCAACCGGGCCAAAUCAAUCUCUGUAGGCCUACACUACAUAAACUAGUCCCUGACCACCAUUCCCAUAAGCAGCUGGCUUGCUGGUCACACACACACACACACAUUCAGAGGGAGCUGUCUGGGCACACAGGAGUCAGCCAUUUUGAAUGUCCAAGUCUUCUCUUCUCCCUGUUAUCUGUUCUGAUAUUUUAGCUGAGAAAAAUACAUAUUUUCAUGAUCAUGCCAUCCCUGGAGAGACAAAGAGUAGGAACAAAACAAAAAAAUGCCAAAUGCAUUUUUGUGAUUUUAAGUUUUUAUUUUUAAAUAAAAUGUUUAUCAAAUCA
This is a messenger RNA of Alosa alosa (allis shad), 7121 nucleotides long. Its product is annotated as band 4.1-like protein 3. The coding region runs from base 282 to 5561 and encodes 1759 amino acids. The transcript has 25 exons. Gene Ontology annotation, molecular function: actin binding; structural molecule activity. The record is from RefSeq and is a predicted model, not a curated record. NCBI's taxonomy places the organism in Eukaryota, Metazoa, Chordata, Actinopteri, Clupeiformes, Clupeidae. Gene Ontology annotation, biological process: cortical actin cytoskeleton organization. Gene Ontology annotation, cellular component: plasma membrane; cytoskeleton.